GAAUCCUUUGUAACUGUCCUUCCAGAAGAAACCAGCACUAUAGAAGUCGACCCAGUCGAAGAAAGUUUGUCUAAUAACCACAACAAGGGGAAAACUCCUGAAAUUAUUGCUUCAACUUCCACAGCCUCUGAAAAUGCUGUGCUCAAACCAACAAAUAGUGUCAACGAGUCUUUUGACGCGUCAGAAAUACCUUAG
Molecule: messenger RNA, 195 nt
Organism: Funneliformis caledonium
Lineage: Eukaryota; Fungi; Glomeromycota; Glomeromycetes; Glomerales; Glomeraceae
Source: the annotation of a GenBank genome assembly